AUGGUUGCUGCACAUAAAGGGGUAUCGGUUAUUGAGUUGUACCUUGUUUCAUUUGAUGAGCCUGCAGUUAAUGAUGAUGAUGAUGGUGAAUAUGGUGAAAAUAGUAGGAUUGACCGAGAUGAUCCUUAUUGGGAAGAAGUAUUCGAACCAGACUUGUUUGAUGAAGAUAAUAACCUCCCUGGGCCAUCCAUGGCAGGAGGAAAUGUUGAGGAGGGUGGUGUUGAGGGUAAUGAGGAGGGUCAUGGGGAGGGUAAUGAGGGUGAGGAUGGGGAUGAGGAGGGUGAUGGGGAGGGUAAUGAGGGUGAGGAUGGGGACGAGGAGGAGGAGAGUGAUGAGGCGGCGGAUGAUGAUAAUCAAAAUGCAAAUGCAGGGGGAGCUAAAAAUGCGAGUGGAAGGGGUCAGUGCUAUGGUGAUGAGGUUGAUGAUGAUGAAGCAAACUCUACCAUGGCCCGAAGUGACAUUCUUGUAUCCCCUCCUAUAAGUGACGAGGAGAAUGAGGUUUCAUCUAUUGCCAGAUGUGUAACUAGGCGAACUGAGUUUCAACAAACUGACAGGUCGAAUCCACAGUUGAGUAAUGAGCAGUUGUUUCCCUCAAUCAAAGUCUUUAGAGAAGCAAUUAGGGAGAACAACCUGAAGAAGGGGAAGGAUAUUAGGUUUAAAAAAAAUUACCUGGCAAAAUGUAUUGUCGUAUGCAGGGAUCCAGGUUGUAGGUAUCGGGUUUACGGUCGUAAAUGCAAGGAUCAAGAGUCAUUUGAAAUUAGAUCGAUACAAGACAAACACACUUAUACAAGGCAGCAUAAGAAUUCGAUUGUGAAAUCUGGAUGGAUUGCUGAUAAACUUAUUGACAAGUUUAGAGUGCAGCCUAACAUGCCGUUGAAGGCGAUUCUUGGGGAAGUCAAAGACAAGUUGGGUGUUGACGUUAAUAAUUGCCAAUUGUAUAGGACUAGAAGAAUUGCAAAGGAAAUGCUUCAGGGGAAAGUAAAGAUGCAAUACAAUAAGCUUUGGGAUUAUUGUGAAACCAUUAAACAAAUGAAUCGGGGUAGUUGUGUGAUGAUGAAGGUUGAUAGACCUUUACCUGACCAUCCUGCAUGUUUCCAAAGGUUGUAUUUCUCAUUGGCUGCCAUGAAGAAAGGUUUUCGAGCUGGUUGUAUGCCUUUCAUUGGGUUGGAUGGGUGCUUUUUGAAAGGGACUUAUAAGGGACACCUUUUGUUGGCCAUUUCUAGGGAUGGCAAUAAUAACAUGUACCCAAUGGCUCUUGCAGUUGUUGAGGCAGAAACCAAAGACAGUUGGAUAUGGUUUCUUGAGACUUUGGUCUCAAACCUUGGCACCCCCCCUGUACAAGGAUGGACAUUUAUUUCUGAUCGUCAAAAGGGGCUGCAACCAGCGUUUGACGUGGUGCUUCCUGGGGGUGACCAUCGGUUCUGUGUGAGGCAUUUGUAUGCGAAUUACAGAGACUCAAGUCAUCGUGGUCUUGCCUUGAAAGACAAGUUAUGGGCUGCGGCUGUAGCAUACACUGAAGCUGAAUUCCAUAAGGAAAUGAAUGAAUUGAAGCAUAUAAGCGAGCAUGCAUACAACUACUUGUCAAAUGUUGACCCAAGCUUAUAG
This is a messenger RNA of Corylus avellana, 1605 nucleotides long. Lineage: Eukaryota; Viridiplantae; Streptophyta; Magnoliopsida; Fagales; Betulaceae. The record is from RefSeq and is a predicted model, not a curated record.